Messenger RNA from Plutella xylostella (diamondback moth), 1071 nucleotides. RefSeq lists its product as uncharacterized. The record is from RefSeq and is a predicted model, not a curated record. Gene Ontology annotation, molecular function: nucleic acid binding; RNA-DNA hybrid ribonuclease activity. Gene Ontology annotation, biological process: DNA replication, removal of RNA primer. Lineage: Eukaryota; Metazoa; Arthropoda; Insecta; Lepidoptera; Plutellidae.
AUGCUCAUGACGAACAAGCUUAAAUACGACACACCAGUCCUGACCAUGGGCGGGGUCGACAUUGGCUACUCCAACGAAAUAAAAAUUCUAGGACUCACCAUAGACAGCAAACUGACCUUUAACAGCCAUGUAGCGGAUGUUUGUAAAAAAGAUCUGAACAUAUAUAAGCAGCUCUCCAGAGCAGCAAAAAUCACGUGGGGCCUUCAUCCUGAGGUCAUUAGACUCAUCUACGUGGCGACCGUAGAGCCUGUGAUUAUGUAUGCGGCAAGCGCUUGGGCGGAAGCAACCAAGAAACUGGGCAUCCAAAAGCAUUUGAACGCGGUACAAAGAGGUUUUGCUCAAAAGUUAACCAGAGCGUACCGAACUGUCUCACUGAACUCAGCUCUUGUACUGGCCGGAAUCCUUCCCCUGGACCUUAGGAUACAGGAAACAGCGGCCCUGUAUGAGGCCAGGAAAAGGGCACCGCCACCGAGCCUGAGGGACGCAGAGAUAGAGCGGGUCGUUGCAUAUGCCGACACUCCUCACCCAGCCGAGCAUAUGGACCUGCAGUUCAUAAGCCUGGCAGACCAACAACAAGUGGAAGAACACAGCAACUAUGCUGUCAAAAUAUUUACAGAUGGCAGCAAGAUUGAUGGCAAGGUUGGAGCUGCUCUAUCACUUUGGGAUAGAACAUCCCAAUUUAAAGCCGUCAAGCUGAAGCUGUCACAGCACUGCACGGUCUACCAAGCGGAACUGUUGGCCAUAUGUAGGGCAACAAGGAUCAUUAGAGAUCGGAGGGAGACGAGUUUCGGUAUAUACAGCGACUCCAGGUCGGCUCUGGAAACAAUUGUCAACAGCAACGCUCCACACCCCCUAGCGGCUGAAACCAGAAGCAAUCUGAGUCAUUGCAAAUCUCAGAAUAAACUAGUUAGUUUAUUCUGGAUUAAGGCACACGCAGGGCUGGAAGGCAACGAGCAAGCUGACAAAUUGGCAAAAGAAGCGGCACAAACCCUGAAAUGCAAACCCCACUUUGACCUAUGUCCGGUUUCAUUCGUCAAGCGGCAAAUCCGCAUGGAUACCCUCGAGGAAUGA